GCUCGAGGAGUCGAAUUUCUUACCAUCCCCAAAUCCUACUACGAGAAUUUGAGACGUCGUCUCAAUGACAGCAAGACCAAAGUGGCUGAGGACAUGGACCGUUUGCAAAAACUGCACAUUCUUGUCGAUUUUGACGAGAACGGGUACCUUUUACAAAUAUUUACCAAGCCAUGCGAGGACAGGCCGACACUCUUCAUUGAAAUCAUUCAACGGCAUAACCAUCAGGGAUUUGGUGCCGGUAACUUCAAAGCCUUGUUCGAAUCGAUAGAGCUGGAACAAAACGAACGAGGGAAUCUGUUUUAUGAAGACGUGGUCACCGGUGGAAGGAAAAUCUAA
Molecule: messenger RNA, 336 nt
Organism: Cooperia oncophora
Lineage: Eukaryota; Metazoa; Nematoda; Chromadorea; Rhabditida; Trichostrongylidae
Source: the annotation of a GenBank genome assembly